AUGCCCGAAAAGGUCACAGCAUCAGACACCACCCUAAAGGUAGUUCCGAUCCCUCCUAGUCUCACGCCACCAUCCGAGGGCAAAUCCAAGCCGAAGAGUGUCGAGGAACAGCGUAAACACCUGAAGGAGAGUGUGCGCCAGCUCAUGGAGGCCUUGAUAACCUUCGACACCGCCUUGGACUCGCCCGAGCCCCCCACGUCCGUGGAGCUGAUUGCUGGUCUAGGCGCUCUGGCUCUGGUCAUCUACAUCGUGUGCUCGGUCUUCUUUAUCUCCCUCGCUAUCACGGACAGGGGUAUGUACCUGCGUUUCACCUAG
This is a messenger RNA of Cutaneotrichosporon cavernicola, 315 nucleotides long. RefSeq lists its product as uncharacterized. Lineage: Eukaryota; Fungi; Basidiomycota; Tremellomycetes; Trichosporonales; Trichosporonaceae. The record is from RefSeq and is a predicted model, not a curated record. The coding region runs from base 1 to 315 and encodes 104 amino acids. The transcript is spliced from 2 exons.